Molecule: messenger RNA, 2261 nt
Organism: Coregonus clupeaformis (lake whitefish)
Lineage: Eukaryota; Metazoa; Chordata; Actinopteri; Salmoniformes; Salmonidae
Product: transport and Golgi organization protein 2 homolog
Exons: 9
Coding region: 310-1137 (275 amino acids)
Biological process (GO): Golgi organization; protein secretion
Cellular component (GO): Golgi apparatus
Source: RefSeq, a predicted model, not a curated record
CCGAUUUACGCCCGGGACAUUCUGGAACAUCCACGGGGCGAGCGGAGUUCUCAUUUGUUCAACGACAUUCAACUGAAAGUUCAGGUCUAGCCUACUGGCAAGCUAAAUCAAAUGCACCCACCUUGAGCGAAUACAUUUUUUUUAUUAGCCAACCGAAUGAAUUGAUCUUCAACAGCAAGUGGAACAGUGAGUACGUUUUACGCUUCACUUUACUCGAAGUAGGUAGUCAGGCUGCUCUUGUCAACAUGUCCAAGUUUUGAAAUUGACCGUGCCCAGUGUAAGAGAGCGUCCCCCACCCCUAACACCCCCAUGUGUAUCAUCUUCUUCAAGUUCGACCCUCGGCCUGCAUCCAGAAAUGCCUACAGGCUAAUUUUGGCUGCAAACAGAGAUGAGUUCUACAACAGGCCAACCAAAGCUGCAGACUUUUGGGCGAGCAACAGCGAGAUCCUCAGCGGGCUGGACCUGGAGGAGGGGAAGGAAGGAGGGUCAUGGCUGGGGAUCAACAAGAGGGGCAAGCUGGCCGCACUAACCAAUUACCUGGAGGGAAGGCCCAAUUCAGACGCACAAGGAAGAGGGUUCCUGGUGUCCAAUUUCCUGACAGAUCAGAGCCAGGACAGCUACUCCUAUCUGAAGAGGGUGUCAUCUGAGGGACAUCUCUACAAUGGCUUCAACCUCCUCACUGCUGAGUUCAAGGCCAAAGAAGACACUGUGUGUUACUAUGGAAACAGAGGCAGCGCCGAACCCAUCCGUCUAAAUCCAGCAGGAAUCUAUGGUUUGAGUAACUCCCUGUUGGAGACCCCAUGGAGGAAGCUGCAGCAUGGGAAGAGACUGUUUACCAGCGUAGUGAACCAGACACUGCCUUGUGAUGGCCUGGUCCAUGAUCUGCUCAACGUCCUCAACAACGAGGAACUGAACACCCCUGACCCGGCCCAAGAGAGCCAGGGUGAAGGGUACAGCAGCCCCAUGCUCCGGGCCCUGUCCUCUGUGUGUGUUCGCUCCCCACAUUACGGCACAAGGACCAAUACCAUUAUCCUUAUAGACGCAUCAGGGAACGUGACCUUCACGGAGCGCACCAUGCUCAACUGUGACGUCAGCCAAUGGAGCACAAGCUCUUUCCAGUUCAAAAUCCAGGACUGAAGACGGCUAAAUGGGGCUAUAUGGGAAUCACACUGUGCCUUUCUGCAUCCCACCUCCUCCUCCCUCUCCCUCCUUCUCCCACAGCAAGCUCUGGCUUCACAGUAGUGAAAUGAACAUGAAGAUUUAUUUGCCAUUUAAAAUGGUGGAGGUGGGCGAGUGAAAUUAUGGCACUUUUUUGGGAAAGAGAGAUUGAUUGUACUUUUCAAGUAAUUGUCUUUGGGAAAUACGUUUUAGCUUGGCUUAGACAUACGACAGUGUGAAUUGAUCAAAUCAUACAUAAUGGGUGCUAUUCUUAUUUUGUUAAUUUGAUUAAAAUAUUAUUUUGAGUUGUUUGCUUAAAGUUUAUUGCCAAAGAACAAAUGUAAUUUAAUAAACAAAGUAAAUUAUUUACAUUUAACAUUGCAUCUAUUUUCUCAGCACUGGUUUGCUGAGGAAGAACAGAACUAAAAGGUUGAUCAUAAGUCAUUUAUGGCUUUGUGGCUCAGACUGCCUUCUACUAGCCAAGUUUGUUUGUAUCUUCAGUUGAAGUGUAAAACGCUAACACUCAUAGAAGCAGCAGCAGCCAUCAACAUCCUUAUAAAAUGCUGUCAUAAGAAUGACCGGUUUGGUUUCCUAAACUCUCAUGCAGGUGUUUAACUUUCCUGUGACAGAAUUAGGAAGGCAUAUUGUGACAGCCUGCCUUGUAGUAUAAUCGUUAUCAUUGCCACAGAUUUGGACUUUGUGACCGAGGUUUGUUAGUUAAAAGUAAAACAGAGGAAAUCACUUGAAAUGUUUUUCUAAAUGGUAAGCAAAGUGUUUUCUUUGAUAUCUUCCCGCCUUGUUCCACAUACUGCUUAGGAGGGACUGUUUGCCUUGCUGUGAACUAACUAAAAGGAUUCCUUUUGUCACUCACAUCUGUAGUGUUCAGUCUGUGGUUCUUACCCACUUACUCUCCAUCGUAACUCUCACAAAUGUGAAUGACUGUUUCAAUUUGUGUUGAUGAUAUGUAGCAAUGAUGAGGAUCCUUCAGUGGUUUUCUAGGGUUUAUGUUACUGACCUCCGGUAUCCAUAGAAGUACAGAAACCCCUGUUUACCACGUCACUGGUGUCUUGAUAUAAAUUGUGAAUAAAGUACUUUUUCAUGUA